AUGGAACAAAUGUCAGUGAAUAAUCGCAGUCCCUCGAGAAUACCGAGGAUGAAUUGCCAGUGUGGCCAUCACAGGGUGACGAUCCCCUGUCCUGCCACUGCUGAUCCAAAAUUGAAGCCCAAAUGCUGUUAUUGCAAGAAGAACCGGCCAGAUAGAGCGAAAUCUUCGGAGAAAUACUUUGCAGCACAUGAUGAAUCCACGGCAGAGGAGCCGCAUGCCAGUAACCCUGGAAUUGCCGAGAAUGCGGCUUCUUCAGGGAAAGUUACAUUCGGCCAGCCGCGAAAGGAAAUUUUCGGUGAAAAUCAUAACCAAGACGAUUUGGAGAAAAAUUUUAAUAUUUUAAGAAGUGAAAAAGAAACUCUGGAGACUAGCAGAGCUGAUUUGUUGGGUCAGGUGUCUUCUCUCCAAGAGCAACUGUCGAUGCUUACGACUGAACAUAAAUCCACAGAACGUGAAUGUAAGGAUUUGAAGGAACAAAUUUCAAAACUCACAGCUGAGAAUAAAUCCAUGAAACGCGAGUGCGAGGAGUUGAAGGAGAAAAUCUCACAGUUGGCGAUCGAAAAGAAAUCCUUAAGACGCGAAAGUGAGGGCUUGACGGAUAAAUUAAAGUCUGUGGAGGAGAGGGAGGAGAGGAAGAGCUCGGAAAUUGCUAAUGAGGUCCAGAAAUGGAGGAGCAUGAUUAAGGAGACGGAAAGUUCAUUGACUAAUGAGAAAAACGAAUUGAACACGAGAAUCGUGGAAUUAACGAACACAGUGAAGGAACAGAAGAACAAAAUAACAGAGCUGACGAGCAUUUGUGCGAAGCAGAAAUCUAAAAUUGAGGAAACUGAGAAGAAAUUCUCUUCAAAGAGUACUGAAUUAUGUGAUGUCGACAAAAGGCUGAAAUCGAAAUGCUGUGAAUGUAAAGAUCUUCAGGAAGAGAUAGAGAAUCUCAAACGUUGUUUAAACGAAGAAUCAAAAGCUGCGGAUAGUUUCAAGAAAGAAACGGACCACUGUAAAGAGGACUGCAGAUGUGAAUUAUUGACGAAGGAAAAAAUCAUUGAGAAUCUGAGAGAAAAAAUAAAAAAAAUAAAAACCAUGAUCAACGAUCAUGAAAAAAAAUCUCAGCAAGCAGCUCGAGAAUACGAGUCCUUAUCCGAUGAACUGUACUCAAUAAAAAAAGAGAACAACGAAUUAAAAAUGAUCGUAGAAGGAACAGUCCAGGAUUCUGAUUCAAAAGAAUGCCAUCAAUGUCGAAUUCUGAGGGAACAAGUCAAGUGUCUUGCUGAACGUAAGCAACAGGCUCUAAUAGCUGCCAGAUACACCGCGAAAAAAUUAUGCGAGACAACAGAUGAGUUCGAAUCGCAAUUGAGCUCCGAAAUACAACAACACGAAUUUUUAAUGUCGAUUUUGAAACAGAAAGACCAAGAAAUCGAGUGUCUGAAGAAAGAAAUCCGCUACUUGAGAUUAUGCAAAUGACGAUAGAUAAUAUGAAUAAGAGACUCACCUCCUCUUAAUAACACUGAUUAUUCUUUGAGAUAAAUAAUUUUUUAAUAAUAAUUGCU
Messenger RNA from Diachasmimorpha longicaudata, 1544 nucleotides. Its product is annotated as myosin heavy chain, skeletal muscle-like. The transcript has 5 exons. The record is from RefSeq and is a predicted model, not a curated record. The coding region runs from base 1 to 1458 and encodes 485 amino acids. Lineage: Eukaryota; Metazoa; Arthropoda; Insecta; Hymenoptera; Braconidae.